CCCGGCGGUUACGGCGGUUACAAUCAGGGCUUGGGGCCCUACGGAGGCAGUCCCUACGGGGGAAGUCCUUACGGACAGUACGGCGGUAGCCCUGGUGGCGGCUAUUACGGCCGUCCCGGUGGAUACGGCGGCGAGUACUACGACUAUUAGUCCAUGCAGUGUGUGCAUAUGCUAGUUCAUAAGAUAAAUUCGAGCGUACAAGUAUUAACAUUGGUAGUAUUGAUUCUGCGUGCUCUUAAAAUACUAAAAAUCAGAGAAAUAUUCGAGAAGAUGUAAAAAGGGAAAAUUUUGAAAUCUUUAAUUCAAAAAUUGUUGUUUUUUGGGAUUUAUUUUCGGCAACAAAAAAAAACUUCAUUUGUAUUUACGUUUCAUAUCAUUCCAAUGUUUCCUAGUUAUUAAGAUUUUUAGAUCUUAAGCCACACGACGUGUGCAUAAUGUUAAUUUAGCUGUAAGCUGAUGUUAUGUUUAGUGAAACCUCAUUUUUCGACAAUGUACUUUUAUAAUAACCAUAACGAAGACAGAAAUCACUCGAAAGACCGAUUGUUCGACACGACGUUUUGUAAACGUCUAAAUCGAUCGACAUCAUGAUAUCAUGUAAUGCAAAAUUAUAUACAAGCGAAGAAAAAACGACUCGACUCGACGACACACGACGCACACGACGACAAAAAAAAAUGGCAAUCGUACUGGGAUAGCUCUCUCUCUCACUCAAUGGAGUCAAUGGCUCUCGUCGGAUCGAACGGUCCAUUCAUAAAGAGUCACACAUCCGUCCACCGAAGAAGCCACUCGUUCACUGCUUCAGGUCUGCCGAUCGGUCCAGUGGCCGGAAGCAACGCCAACGCCUUCGCCCAGGCCAACGCUCUCCACGACGCUCAUGCCCUUCCCGUGCACCAACCCGUGGGUCACAUCCCUCACGUACCGCUCCCAGCACCCGUGGUACCGGUCGUCGACAGCCACGCCAACGCCAACGCCUUCGCCAAUGCCGGAUCCGCCGCUGCUCCGGUAGUACCGCUCCUGCCUUUCACCCCGGCUCAUUCCGGAGCUUCGGCCAACGCCGACGCCCACAGCCACGCCGGUCUCGGCCACUCCUCGGCUUCGGCCAACGCCGAUGCUCACAGUCACGGUCAUGGCCAUUCGUCGGCCGCCGCUAACGCCGACGCUCACAGUCACGCCGGUGGUCUCGGCCACUCGUCCGCUCUAGCCAAUGCUCAUACUCAUGGUCUUGGACACUCAUCGGCUGCUGCCAACGCCGAUGCUCACAGCCACGCUGGUGGUCUCGGUCACUCAUCCGCUCUGGCUAAUGCCAAUGCUCAUACUCACGGUCUUGGUCUCGGUCACUCGUCGGCCACCGCUAACGCCGACGCUCACAGUCACGGUCUCGGCCACUCGUCGGCUUCGGCCAAUGCCGCGGCCAACGCCAAUAUCGUCUAUUCUCCCACACCCAUUCCCUUCCUCUCGGAUCCCCUCGCUGUGCCCAUCGUGCCGACCGGAGGAGCUCAUGCCACUGCGGUCGCUCAUGCCCACGCUCACGCGCUUGGCCACGGCCACGGCAAAUUAGGUCAUGCCGGUGCUCACGCUCACGCUCGUGCCCAGGCCAAACGCGCCAAGCUCGCCCAUCGCAAAGCCGCGGCUGCCGCCAAAGCUCACUCGUACUCGGGCAGAUUCGGCAGAUCGAAAGCCGCUGCGUCCGCGUCCGCGUCGGCAUCCGCUGACGACGGCCUGUUUUGAAUAGACUCGUUUUUUUCCGACGGAGAAUCAAUUAUAGGGAAAAUAUAAUAUUUGUAAUAUUGUAAUAUUUAUAAUGAUUUAAUAUUUGUGAUAGUUAGGGACGGAACAGGUUAGAAGGAAGAUCGAGUUGUUUUCAACUCGGAAGAAAAAAAAUAUUUACCAAGUACUUAUGAAAAAAAAUGUAAUACUCAACGGAAUGUCUGUUUUAAUAAUAUAUAAUAAUAUACGCUUGCUUCAUUGCGAGAUCCUAUUUAUGUAAAUAUAUCCAUGUGAAUACUCAGUACGAUUGUUAUUUUGAAGAUAUUUUUGUCGUGUCUUACUUAUGUGUGUGUCUUAAGCUUGCGUCAUGUCAAUAAUCGCACAAAGUAUAAUAUAUUUUUAUUAUUUAUUAUUAUUGUUAUUAAUUACUGAAUUGAAAGUUGGUAGGUCAAAACUCUUCAUUGCAGCAAUAAUAAAUAAAAAUCGAGUCAAUUAUUAAAAUUAUCAUAGUUCAAUCAUUCUUUCUCAGUGCAUAAGUUUUUAAACACAUGUCAAUUAUCACGCAUUUAUUUUGAUGACACUUUGAAGCCAUUUCUUUUAUUUCACCGUGUAUAAAGUUCAUAAGAUGUGAUAAUCGGUAUUUUUUGGGAUUUGUUAUGGUGAAAUAUUUGUGUCGAUUUCACUCGCUCUGUAAAAAGUUAAUAAUGAAUGAGGUUUCUUCGGAUAUGAAAAUAAUUAUUAUGUAAAUGUAUGUUAAUAUAUUUGUAACUAACCAAUAAACUAAUUGCUUACACUUGAAGAAUCACUUUCUCUUGUAAAAACAAAAGAAUAAAGUUUAAAGUUUUACAUGCAAUAAUUGAACUUCAAACGAGCAAUAAAUCAUUCACGAGUAUAAUGUAAA
This is a messenger RNA of Trichogramma pretiosum, 2605 nucleotides long. Its product is annotated as circumsporozoite protein-like. The transcript is spliced from 3 exons. The record is from RefSeq and is a predicted model, not a curated record. The coding region runs from base 598 to 1725 and encodes 375 amino acids. NCBI's taxonomy places the organism in Eukaryota, Metazoa, Arthropoda, Insecta, Hymenoptera, Trichogrammatidae.